AUAAAGACCCUUAAUUCACUUCUAAGUCUAACCCAAUAUGAAAAUUCCUAUUGAUUUCUCAUCAUCAAAUACCGUUGGAUUUUGCCUUCUUCCGUCAGAACUUAUACAACACAUUCUUCUUAAUCUAGCCUUACCUGAAGUUAUCGGUUUAAGGUCUCUAAACAAACCAAUUUCCGAUUUAAUCUCCGAUCAGUUUUUUGUACGUGAUUUUAACUCAAAGUCAAAGUCAACCAAUUGGCUCUUCCUCUACAAGAAAAGGUGGCACCGUGACGCUGUCCUUCACGGAUUUUCUGAUCAGUCUGAUCGGUGGUACAAGGUGGAGAUUGCUGAUUUGUUAAAACCCAUAAUUUGUCCCGGCGAAAGUGUCUACUUUUUAACGGCAAGUGGUAACUUUUUCUUGUUUUCUUGUAAUACUGUUAAGGAAGUUAUUGCCGUUAAUUUAGCUACCAAAACAGUUAAAAGACUCCCGCCUAGCCCACUUGGUCCACGUGGCACUUCUUCGUGGAGAAGAUCCGGUAUGAAACUGGUAUCUGGGUCAAAUAGUUUCCGGUUCAUGUUUGCAGAGUUGGUAAAUGACCACCCGAAUUUGUUUGUCUACAAUUCAGACACUGACACGUGGACGUCUUUGGGAGGAAAACAAUCAAUUCCAGCUGGAAAUCCAAUUAUAAGUGAUUGUAUAUAUCUCAAUGUAGUUAAUGGAGCGUACGGGAGCAUCGUAAUGGCGGUCCGAUUGGACUCAUCGGAUGAACCGAUAGUUGUACAGUUGAGAUUUGAUGGCGGAACAGAUAAUGGACAGCAAUUGACCGUCGGAUUGAGUUGGGGAAACGUGACUGAUCGAUUACACGUGUACGGUGAUGGAUACAUGCUGGUAAUCAAAUCCAACGGUGUAGGUGAUGCUGAUAUAGGAGCAAGGGAGUUGAAUGAUAUAGAAAUAUGGGGGGUGGGAUCAAGUAGUAGAAAAUGGGUAUAUAAAUCAAGGGUUCCAAGUGAAAUAAUUGGGGAAAUUAAGAAGCCUUAUAGGGUAAUUAUGGGGUGUUUGGAGAAGAAAGAUAGGGUUAUUAGGGCAGCUUUAUUGUCUAAUUUUGAAGGUUUGUGGGAUAUAAUUUGGUUAUGUUAUGAUAUAGAGAGCUCUAACUGGAGUUGGAUUCCAAUUCCUGCUUGUAAGAUCAAAGGCCUAAAUAUGGCUGGAAUUGCCUUUUCUUCUGGCCUUACUUUGUGAAAAAUACCAAAAUUUUGUUUUUGUUU
Mercurialis annua (annual mercury) is the source of this 1245-nucleotide messenger RNA. RefSeq lists its product as uncharacterized. NCBI's taxonomy places the organism in Eukaryota, Viridiplantae, Streptophyta, Magnoliopsida, Malpighiales, Euphorbiaceae. Bases 38 to 1219 code for a protein of 393 amino acids. The record is from RefSeq and is a predicted model, not a curated record. The transcript has a single exon. Gene Ontology annotation, biological process: SCF-dependent proteasomal ubiquitin-dependent protein catabolic process. Gene Ontology annotation, molecular function: ubiquitin-protein transferase activity; protein binding.